AUGGAUCAUCAACACACAUUACAACUAAAUGGUUCAGGAGCACCUUCAUACAUGUGCAGUGGUUGUAAAGAGAUAGGUUUUGGAUCAAGUUACAUCUGUGCAAAAAGCAGUUGCAAUUACAUCGUCCACAAAGAAUGUGCAGAACCUGUUAAGCAUGCAGUUCAUCCAUUUUUCAAAGAUUCUAAAUUUGAAUUCUGUGAGAAAGCAGAAGAGGGUGCAUUCUGUGAUGCCUGUGGAAAAGAUUUAUUAGGUUUUUUCUACUCUUCCAAAAAACAAGGCUUUCUCUCCCUUUUUUCCAGAACAGGAUAUUCUCUACAUCCUUGUUGUUUGAAUCUGGAAAAAAACAUUUCAGAUAAAAUGACUUUGUCGCAUCAAGUUCCAUCAGACUGUACCAAGUGUAAGCAAAGGCAUGUUGCGAAGAAUAAUUUUGAAGGUUGGUCAUAUGUAGUUGACUCUGAUGGAAAGACUUGUGUUCAUGUGUCGUGUUUCAACGAUAUGAUUCUUGAGAAUUUGAAUAAUAAUAAGUCAAAAGGGAGAAUGCGUUCUUUCAUGAAAUUUACUGGCAAGUUGGUGGUGAACGUGCUGAUCGACAUAGCUUUAGGGGAUAUUACCAAUUCUAUCUCUAUCAUUACCGAAGCUCUUGUUUCUGGUUUUUGUGAAUGA
Vicia villosa (hairy vetch) is the source of this 663-nucleotide messenger RNA. RefSeq lists its product as uncharacterized. Lineage: Eukaryota; Viridiplantae; Streptophyta; Magnoliopsida; Fabales; Fabaceae. The coding region runs from base 1 to 663 and encodes 220 amino acids. The record is from RefSeq and is a predicted model, not a curated record. The transcript has a single exon.